AUGGCCAACCGAUACUCCUCACUGAAUCGGCGUCCAGGCGCGGCGGCAUCUGGCCUUUUCGCAGACUACCCAGGCUCGCGGCCGUCGUCGAGCUCAUCGCAAAAUCGCCCGUCAUACGCUUACUCAGACCCAAAUCGUUCCGCCUCACCUUACUACUCUCAGCAACAGCCGCCUCAAUCACAGCCCUACGCCUCUAGUCCGAACCAGUUCUCAUCCUCGCCCUUUCAGCCAGCACAGAACGAUAACUCGACGUCCGACUCGUCGAAGCGCAAGAACAAUGCAUAUACUUCCACUGCAGUGCUCGACCAUCUCGAAGCACAAAACGACAAUGAGACCAGUAUUCUUUCCUCGAAGGUGUCGCAGCUGAAACAAUUGACAAUAGCAAUUGGCGACGAGAUACGGGAGAGCAGUUCACUGGCUCAGACGAUCAACGAUUCCUUUGAGAACACCAGUGUUAGAUUAAAAGGAACGAUGAGGCGGAUGUUGAGGAUGGCUGAAAGAACAGGCGUAGGGUGGAAGGUGUGGUUGGGCUUUUUCGUGGCUGUCUGGUUGAUCUUCUUUUACGUGUGGUUGUUUUGA
Messenger RNA from Lithohypha guttulata, 579 nucleotides. RefSeq names its product protein transport protein bet1 (gene BET1). Gene Ontology annotation, biological process: endoplasmic reticulum to Golgi vesicle-mediated transport. Lineage: Eukaryota; Fungi; Ascomycota; Eurotiomycetes; Chaetothyriales; Trichomeriaceae. Bases 1 to 579 code for a protein of 192 amino acids. The transcript has a single exon. The record is from RefSeq and is a predicted model, not a curated record.